GCGCGUUCGGAACAUGUCGGGGGAGGAGAUACUCGCUCUGCCGAUGGAGGAAGUAUUGGAGAAUAUCGUCGGAGAUCAUCCAUGGCCCGUGCUCAUGUUGAAGCGGCAUUUGCAGCACAUUGUUGGCUACACUCGUUACAGGCAGCGGCUCGUGCAGGAGCCGGAUGGUGUGUUGCUGAAAGAUUGGGACAAGCUGAAUGGCAACAUGGAGCUGCAGCUGAUCUUGGUCCCCUUCAUCGAGGCAACCACUGAGACCAUCGAUGAGUUGCGUCUCGCCUGCGGUGCGAAUGUGCCCACGGCUGUGGAGUGUGCGCUUCAGAGGCCUUAUGAUCCCAACGCCAUCGAUGAGCGCAGCAGCAGUGCUUUGUGUACUGCAUCACUCCUGGGUCACUCAAUAGUCAUCGCCCUCUUGCUGGAGGCCCGGGCUGACGUGGACAUGAUUGGAGACCAUGGGGCAAGUCCAUUGAUGUGGGCGGCAGUGCACAGACAUGUGGCCGUCACACGCCAGCUGCUACAGGCAAGAGCUGGCGUAGACGUCGAAUCGGAAAGGGGCCAGGGAGCCACCGCACUCCUCGUGGCUGCAGAGAAAGGCCAUGCAGACAUCGCAGAGGUGCUUCUGGAG
This is a messenger RNA of Symbiodinium sp. CCMP2456, 622 nucleotides long. The record is from the annotation of a GenBank genome assembly. NCBI's taxonomy places the organism in Eukaryota, Dinophyceae, Suessiales, Symbiodiniaceae.